Messenger RNA from Larimichthys crocea (large yellow croaker), 2902 nucleotides. It is a transcript of the gene dnaja2b, whose product is annotated as DnaJ heat shock protein family (Hsp40) member A2b. NCBI's taxonomy places the organism in Eukaryota, Metazoa, Chordata, Actinopteri, Sciaenidae. The record is from RefSeq and is a predicted model, not a curated record. Gene Ontology annotation, molecular function: ATP binding; Hsp70 protein binding. Gene Ontology annotation, biological process: protein folding; response to heat. The coding region runs from base 129 to 1367 and encodes 412 amino acids. The transcript has 9 exons.
CCGAGUGGGUGUUUGAGUCUGUCGUAGUAUCUGGCAACCCUCGCUCAGUCCCAGCCGGUGAAUCUUGCGUCGGCUCCUCUCUCGGCUGAAGCUCCGCAGAAGGUCUCUCUGUGUAGCCGGUUAGCAUCAUGGCGAACGUUGUGGAUACUAAGCUAUACGACAUCCUCGGAGUUUCACCAUCAGCCUCUGAAAAUGAACUCAAAAAGGCCUACCGCAAACUGGCCAAAGAGUACCAUCCUGACAAGAACCCUGACGCCGGAGACAAGUUUAAAGAGAUCAGUUUUGCUUAUGAGGUUCUGACAAACCCAGAAAAGAAGGAGCUUUAUGAUCGCUAUGGAGAACAGGGUUUACGGGAGGGAGGAGGCGGCGGGCCGGGCAUGGACGAUAUCUUCUCUCACAUUUUCGGUGGAGGACUGUUUGGGUUCAUGGGUGGACAGGGCAGAGGACGCAAUGGAGGCAAGAGGAGAGGAGAUGACAUGGUACACCCUCUGAAAGUUUCUCUUGAAGAUCUAUACAACGGCAAAACCACCAAACUGCAGCUCAGCAAGAACGUGCUGUGUGGUGCCUGCAAUGGUCAGGGGGGUAAGGCAGGAGCAGUGCAAAAGUGUGUGGCGUGCAGAGGACGAGGUAUGAGAAUCAUGAUUAGACAGCUGGCUCCAGGGAUGGUCCAACAGAUGCAGUCAGUCUGCACAGACUGCAAUGGAGAGGGUGAGGUGAUAAAUGAGAAGGACCGCUGCAGAAAGUGUGAGGGUCAUAAGGUGAGUAAGGAGACUAAGCUUCUGGAGGUGCAUGUGGACAAAGGCAUGAGACAUGGACAGAAGAUCACAUUCUCUGGGGAAGCUGACCAAGCACCAGGAGUCGAACCAGGAGAUAUAGUCCUGGUUCUUCAAGAGAAAGAGCAUGAGGAUUUCCGCCGUGAAGGCAGCGACCUUCAUAUGGUCCAACGUAUCGGACUGGUUGAGGCUCUGUGUGGCUUCCAGAUGACUGUCACACACCUUGAUGGACGUCAGUUGCUUGUGAAAUACCCACCUGGCAAGAUCAUUGAACCAGGGUGUAUUCGAAUGGUGAAGGGAGAGGGAAUGCCUCAGUACAGAAACCCUUUCGAGAAGGGAGACCUUUACGUCAAAUUUGACGUCCAGUUCCCUGAAAACAACUGGAUCAGCGCCGAAAAGCUCAACGAACUCGAGUGCUUGCUGCCUGCCCGCGCUGAGAAUCCCGUGAUCGCAGCAGAUGCGGAGGAAGUUGACCUGACAGAUUUUGACAGGAGUCAAGGGUCAGGAGGUGGAGCCAGGAGAGAGGCCUACAAUGAUAGUUCUGAUGAGGAAGGGGGCCACCAUGGCCCGGGGGUGCAGUGCGCACACCAAUAGAGAGACUCAUACAUAAAGACAUGCACACACACACACGUAAACACAUAAAUACACGAGCAUCCCUUGAGUCCCAUUGCUAACAGCAUUCAAGACUUGACGCACAUACACACGCACAUUUCUCUCCUUUCAUGACUCCUAUGAAAAAAGAGACGUACACAAAAUACAUAUACACGUAUAUUCACCCUCCUCAGUUCCAUGGUGCCCAUAAGUCAGAGAUAUGCUGGAUGUGUGAUGACCAUUUUGUGUUUAUGGACAGUAGUGCCCAUCAAAGCCUCCAGCAUGAAGGUGGUCUCAGUCUCAGCGGUUCACUGACUGAACUCGAUUUGGACCUCCCCGUUUUCAUUCUAGGCUUUUACCUUUCACUGUGGGAAACACCAGUCUAGUGUAUAAAAUGCAAAUAUUGUUGACUAUCUUGUAUAAGGUGUAGUUUAGUCUGUCACACACAAGCGCAUGCUGCUUUCUUGCUGAAGAUCUUACACGUGUAGAUCCAGGUUCCGGAUACAACAGAGAAAUCUGACGCCACACUUCUUUGAAAUUUCAGUGUGUCACUGCUAUCAAAGUGCCCUGCUGUCAUAAGAGCUGACCUGAGUACAGCCCUAAAAGUGUGUCCUCUGCACAGCCUGCUGAGAACCGCACAUGUUUAACCCAUCCUGCAUCCUCUAAGGUGAAUUGUCAUAUUUUGAAAAUGGGACUGGUUCUGUUUAGCUGUCACAUUACUAGAAUAUUAAAGCCCUGAGUAUAGCAACUGUUGGCCAGGCAUCUUGUUUUAGUUUGAAAUUUAAGCUUGUUUGUCUUUGUUGGUUUGAAUGUCAGUGUGUUCGAGGGCACAGAACUUGAACCUGAAUUGUGUACUCUUCAUUUGAUAUGAGGACACGUGUACAUUGUAUGUAUGUAUGUUUGUAAUGCAGUGGCUCAGUAUGUGUGUGUGAGCUACUGUGGAAUGUUCCGGCUUAUUCGCGUGAUGGGUUUUCCUGCUUUGUGUUGGACUGCAGUGUGAGUGGACACUAUAUAGGUUCAAUUAAACAGGAAAAAAAACAGAAUGUUUAUUUGUUGAGAAUCUAUCCUACGUAGACAUUUUCCCUGUUCUCACCAGGACGGAGAGAUCACCCUCUCUUGCAGGAAAACCACUGGGCCCGCACCAACCCUCUGUAUUAUACAUAUCUCCCCCAUUGUAGAGUUGUUAGCCAAAUCAUAUUACGAUAUUCCCAUUCCCAUAGACCUGUAAAUAAAUACAACCCCAGUCCAUAGGUGCAUUCAAAGUCUACAGCAGUAUCCUUCAUCUAAUCAUAUUAUUUCUUACACUCUAAGUGACACAAGCAAUGGCCAACAGUGCCGAUAUACAUGUUGCAUUCACAUGAAGGGGAGUUGAUGGAACCUCUGUAGACUCUGUAACAUGCACCUCUGCGACUCAUUGUGUAUGUAAUUUCGGGCCACAGGGGGAUAAUGUGUACACAACUGAAGGGGGUCAUUGAUAAAUGACGUUACUGUUGAUGCUUAUGUUUGUCAAGAUGAUAAUUAAACUGUAUAAUACACAA